UCCGUCGGCUGUGAUUAAGACGGCCCGGAGACGGCUCUCAUCGUUCUUCUGCUGGUUUGCCCACCGGCACCUCCUGAAGAUGAAUGAAUUUAAUUGCGAAAGUGCUGUGCUCCACCAGCGAAGCCGAGGAAAUCAAACCUCCGGGAGCUACCCCGCUGUGUGUGAGGGCUCCGAACGCACGUUGCUGGCCCGGUGCGAGCGCUGCUUGUUCCAGCAUCAGAAGCAAGAUCACAGCACGCCUGGCUCCACAUUCAAGGUCAGGCUGGAUGAGGCUCUGAGCAACCUGAUGUACUAUAGGGGUCCCUGUUCAUUGUGGGGGAGUUUACUGGAUGACCUGCAAGGAUCCCUUCCAGUUCAAAUGGCUCUAUGAUUCUGUGUCAAGUGUCAGUCAGUCCUAGCGUGGACCAAGGUGGAAGCGUGUCAUACAGCACAAGAGAUGAAGUUGACCAAGAAAAUAAAGAAAACCCUGAAAAACAUCUGUCUCUUUGCCACUGUUGGUGUCUGAUGCUGUGAUAUGAGCCUGGGGAGUCAGAGCAGUAGUUCACCUGGCCCUUGCUCUUGUGAAGUCAUGGACAUCUUGUUCGGAGAAGAAACAGAUCGGUUUCAGCUUGAGGAGCCCCAGUCUGCAGUGUCUGCUUCUUUUUCAAAUUCUGUGGGCUUCGGCAAAAAAGCAAAAGUGAAGAAGCAGCCCAUGCUAUUACACCUUUAAGCUUGUAUCAUGUUUCUAGUGUUAGAGCUCAGACUGUGGUUUGGAUCCUAAAGCUAAGCUGAAGGCUGGAAAUUGCAAAAAUUAGAAGAAAGCUAGAUGUAAUGAUAGGUGGUUAGCUCAUCCCAUGAAAGAUGUCUGCGCCUUAAAGCCGAGUUCUGAAAGAGCACAGUGUUCCUCUGGUUAUAUAUCCAGUGUGGUGCUGAAGUCAAAAGAUGUUCAGAAAAUCCAGAAGUGCCUUGAUGUGGAUUGAAGUUGUCACAUGACUCAGUGGGUCCUAACGGAAGAUCUGUUGAACUUACCCAAGCAGAUGCAAGCAACUUAGCAGGGCUUCCUCCAUGGGGGUGUUUUCUGUCAUCAGGUGCCCAGGGAAUGGCACAAGAAUUCCUCCAGGGCAAACUUUAUCUCUUUUGGUGCAAGAAGUAUUCAUCACCACCUGAAAAUGAGCAGGUAAGAAACCCAUGAAAUGUGUUCUUAUUACUCCAUUAAUUCAAGUGUCAGCACUUGUGGAAGCAUGCUAGUGAGAGGCCUUGCAGAUGUCCGCUCUGAUCAUGAGGUUGGGCUCAUCACAAUAAAAGAAGCCCAUGAUAUAGAAGCCAGACUUAAUGAAGUGGAAAAGCUUCUGAAGACUAUAAUAAACAUGCCAUGGAAGUAUUCAAGAUCUGAAGUAGUCCUCACAUUUUUUGAGAGAUCUCCUUUGGACCAAGUUCUAAAGAAUGACAAUGUCCAUAAAAUUCAGCCAAGCUUUCAAAGUCCAGUUAAAAUAUCAGAAAUCAUGCGAUCGAAUGGAUUUUGUUUAGCGAACACUGAAACAAUAGUCAUCGACCACAGUAUACCCAAUGGAAAAGAGAAGCACCUGGAUGUGGAUUCAGCAGAACACUUGUUUGAAAGUGUGAGUGACUUUACCUCAGAGCUAGAAGACAGUGAUGACCCAACAGCCUAUGUCACCAAUUUGACAUACUACCACCUGGUCCCAUUUGAGACUGAUAUUCUGGACUGAGACUGUUCAAUGCCACAGUCAGCCAGCAUCCAGCCAACCUCUUCGUCCAUAAGCUCUGCUAUCUCCAGCAUUGCAUCUCAGUGAAUAAGGCUGUGCAGGCAAGACCAACAGCUAAGAAGCUGCAGCAAGUACACCACAAAGCUUUGUAGUUUGGCCUUCUGUUGUGUCUUGCAGAGAUGCCUUGUAAGGAGGUAGCUGCUUCACUGUGAACAACAAACUCAUUUUCCAUGAAAACAAGGCAGCAGAGGCCUCCUGGAACUUGAGGAAAUCUCUGCAAUGUCUGUGGUAACUGCAGCUCUGAUACAGCCGCUGAACUCGUGCUGUGAUGUGCUAUCACCCAUGCUUCUUGGCUUGCAGUGCAAGUUGAGGCUUCCUCUUUUAGGAUACCACCAGAAAUUUCCCCAGAUGUCGUGCCCACUCUUUUUAUGCUGUGUAAGUGAGAAGGCAAGCAAACCAGCUGAAUUUUGUCAGUUCCCUCUGCAAUUGCUUAAUGGAUGCCUUGCAGGUCACUUCUUGCUCAGCUGCCGGAUGACUGGUGCCUUACAUGAGACGUCAGAAACACCAUUGAGUGCCUCUAGGAUACAGAACACCAGCUGACUGCUUUACUUCUUUUAAUCAUGGGUUUUUAUGUAAUCUCCAAAGAGAUGACUACUCUUUCCCUCUUUCCACGAGUAGUAAAGCAGACAGCAGCUGGCAUUGCAAUGGGCUACGCAUGAUGUUUAGGUACCUGAAUGAUGUCAGAGAUCUGGAAAGCUGAUGGGAAAGCUGAGCUGCCCUGCUAAGGGCAGUCAAGGCUACGACAGGCACUUGGAUAUGAAUUUUGUCACGUGGACCAGAAAAUGUGAAUGGUGCUUACAGUUGUUUACAUCAGAGAGAUAGUUCCCUAUGUAUGUUUCUCCCCAGAGCAUGGGGAGGAAGCCAAUGAGAUUGCAUGUUUGGACUGAAAAAGAACAAUAAGCUACAGCGUGCCUACAAUAGUAGGAAAAACACCCACUCCCUGGCCUGCCUGACUCAAAGGGUCUUUCUGGCUGUCUGAGAUACGCCUGCAGGACCGGGUGCAGGCUUUGUUGUCACAUGAAUGCAUUUGUGACAGUGGGAGCACAAGCAGGAUUGGAACCUGCAGCCUCUUGACUACUGAGUAGUGCAAGGUUAAAAUCUCUUUGGGUCUCUCUCUUGCAGAGUGCUAUGAUCUUCAAGCUCGCACGGUGAGAGCUCAGCACUCACUGUCGUGGCCUGUCGUUGAGCUUUUUGUGAUCUAAUUGCAAAUAUGAAAUUGAAGGGAUUGAAACGUGAAAGAGGACAUUUUGAACGUUUCCUUGUAGUGGGGCUUACAUUGUCCUGAAGAAGCUGGUACAACUCCCUUCCUUUGCAGACUUCUCAUUUCUAUCUGUAGAAUAACUGUCAAACAGCAUUUGCUAAUGUAAAUAAUAAAUUAUUUAGAAUCCUAAUUCUUUUACACAGUAUGUUUUUAAAAUAUAUUUUAAAUGAAAUAAAAUAUAACUCACCUUCAGUACACUUUC
Molecule: messenger RNA, 3226 nt
Organism: Meleagris gallopavo (turkey)
Lineage: Eukaryota; Metazoa; Chordata; Aves; Galliformes; Phasianidae
Source: RefSeq, a predicted model, not a curated record